AACAUUUUGGUGGGUAUAGGAGAAGCAUGGAUCAUGGGGCUCCAAUUGAUUUGGAUAAGUGAUUACAAACCUCCCAUCACAAUUCACACCACAACUCCAAACUCCAUUACAAAAUUACACCACCUCCAUCUUUGACCACCCUCACCGGCGGCAUCUCUACUACAUCUUUCUCCCUUCUUCCACCUAACCAAACCUCAUAUAAACCCCCCAAAACAAACAUGUCCAUUUCUCUCUCCUCUUUACCCCACCUUUCACCUCUCCACCACCCUCAUGCCCACCUCCACUCCACCCCUUCCAUGUCUCUCCUCCGCCACCUAACCCCCCCUCUCCGCCACCACCGCCGCCGACUCCUCUCCCUCGCCGCCUCCGCCGUCCGCCAAGACACCACUCUCUGGACACCCACCCCCAUCUCUCUCAUCGAACCCGCCGCCGAAUCACUCUUCCACAUCUCCAUCAACGUCUCCGACGCCCCUCACAUCGCCGCCUCCUACACUCGCCCUGGCCAAUACUUGCAGCUCAAAGUCCCUGACUCUCCUAAGCCUUCUUUCCUCGCUAUCGCCUCUCCUCCGCUGCUUGUCGCUGAGCGCGGCGAGUUUCAGUUUCUUGUUAAGAAAGUCGCAGGCUCUACCGCUGAGCUUUUGUGUGGGUUGAAUAAAGGGGAUGUUGUUGAAUUGACCGCUGUCAUGGGGAAUGGCUUUGAUGUCGAUCGCCUUUCGCCUCCCGAGGAGUUUCCCACUCUUCUUAUCUUCGCCACUGGAUCUGGAAUCAGUCCAAUCCGAUCUCUUAUUGAAUCUGGCUUCAGUGCUGACAAGAGGUCAGAUGUGAGGCUUUAUUAUGGAGCUAGAAAUUUGCAAAGGAUGGCCUAUCAGGAUAGAUUCAAAGAUUGGGAAUCUUCUGGUGUUAAGAUAGUUCCAGUAUUGUCACAACCGGAUGAGAAAUGGACUGGUGAAGCUGGCUAUGUGCAGGCUGCCUUUUGUAGAUCCAAAAACAUUUCAAACCCAAACUCUACUGGUGUUGUACUAUGUGGGCAGAAACAGAUGACAGAGGAAAUUACUUCUAUAUUGACAGAAGAUGGGGUCUCAACUGACAAUAUACUCAAGAACUUCUAAUCUCAUCAUUUUCAUGAGAUGGAGCUCCUCCUCUUCAUCUGUUGUAUAAUUGUUACAGGAAGCAGUGAUGUUCUUCCAUUCAUUUAUUCCUCGUUGCCGAGUAUCAAUUUUCUCAGCUUGGAAUAGCGAAAAUAAAUCUGAUUUCUAAAAUUUUGACAUAUAUUACAACAGUAAAUUAGCAAUAUUGUUCCAGUUAUGCAUAUACCCUCGUGAGUCUGUGCUGUAUCUAGAUACGUAGUUGAUAGUUCUUGAGAUUCAACAUCAGCUAUACCACAUUGUCGUCUCUCUCUUGAGAAAAGGAUUAGGUAUAUCGUAUAACGUUGUAUUAUGAACUCUGUUUUAACUUUUAAACUUGUAAUGUUUUCUGUACGUCUGCAAUAUAACAUUGGUUGAGUUGCUCAA
Molecule: messenger RNA, 1511 nt
Organism: Chenopodium quinoa (quinoa)
Lineage: Eukaryota; Viridiplantae; Streptophyta; Magnoliopsida; Caryophyllales; Amaranthaceae
Product: fruit protein pKIWI502-like
Exons: 5
Coding region: 219-1109 (296 amino acids)
Molecular function (GO): oxidoreductase activity
Source: RefSeq, a predicted model, not a curated record